AUGGCCGACGUAGCACAGCACGCCUCCGAGCGGCUCGAUUCUCCGAGCUCGAACCAUGAUUCAGCCAGUCCCAUUCCACCAGCGGAUUCCAGGGCUGACCUCCAGUCCCCCGUCCCGACCCCUCCUCCGAAAGAGGUUCUGUCCACGCUGUACGAACAGCGUCAGAAAUGCGAGCUGAGGCGGCUCCUGAAACACACCUGUCCGGAGCUGAAGGGCCUGGGAGACGCGCUGGAGGAGGAGUUCGCCGACAUACUAAACUCUGGCAUUACCGCAGACGCCGCAUACCAGGGUGAGGUCCAGUCGAGGCGCUGGCUAUUUGAGAACGGUGCCGUAAACACCGGGGAGUCAAACCACAAGCAGACUGAGAGGAGCGUUCAAGGUGAACACACGUUCGGACAGCUUCUGUCUUGCUUUCAGGAUGAAGGCUCCGUAGAUGGCGAGAAAGAGCAAACGUCGUACCCAGAACUUAACACGGCCCCACAGAAACAAGGUGAAGCACUUAAUGAAGAGGAGAACUUCAGGGUGGAUGUUAAAGCCACACGGAAAAUGUUUGAAGGUCAGUCAGCGGCCAGUUUUAAAGAUAAUCUGGAAGACCUGUUUCCUGGAAGGGUUGUCAUCGCAGAUGAAGAAAAAGGAGCGGUCCUGAAGCAAAAGAAGGACUUUGAGACGUAUCAAAACGACUCUGGGAGAAUAAACAGUCCGUUUAGCAUCGCUGAUAUUACAGAGGUGGAUCAAGAUGUCUGCGAGGUGUAUAAAGGCAUCUCCAAAGCCAAAGAGAUUUUUGAAACUGGGUUCUUCAAGGAGAACAUCUCAUGUGCAAAUGAGCACCAAACUAUAGAUGAUGAAACCGUCAAAACAAACGUGAGGAACAGAACUCAGAUGUUCGAGUCGACGCCUCUGGACAGAAUCAACUGGCAAAAAGAGGAAGAAUCCAAAACCACAGAGGAGCGCAUGUGCAAAACCCUGUCCUCACUUUACACCUUUAACGUGAUUCAAUCUCAGGGAACGGUUCUUGAAGCGACCGAGGCCGGGCACGUGAGAAGAGCAAACUACGUCCUCACCGAGAAUGAGGGUCCUGAAAUCCUACACGAGGAGGUCGUCAUGGGAAGCAUGAAGAGCAUUCUGCUUCAGAUUUUAGCCAAAGUGAAUCUCAACCCGCUCAUAGCCUUGCUGAAAGAAGACGAUCAAGGAAACGUGGAGAUCCAGACGGUUGACGUGCCGACUUACCAUCUACCAUUCACGGUAAACCAGGACAAAGAAUACAGAACUACCGUCAUGGUCCAGGUCAUCGAAGACCUGCUUGGGCAGGAAACUUGCCCCGGAAAGGGAGUUUUACUACAAGAACAUGAAGCGGGAUCAGUCAAAAUCGUGGUUUACGUUCUCUUCAGGCAUGAUGUCCAUGAUGGAACAGUUCUAAACAUGAUGGAGUCAAAAGACAUCCACGUUUUGUUAAGCGGAAAAGAUGACGACAACCCGAACGCCUGCAGUCCACCACCUUCCAUCCAGACGGACGCUCCGCGCUCAGACAGGCUUGAAGGAAACGGGAACGUGAAGCUGCUCAGAAGCUGCAUUGAGAACGGAGAUCUGGAUUAUUUAAAAAAUCUUCAGAAAAGUCCUUCAGAUGAAGAUCUACGUGAAAGAACUGCAGAAGAGGAGCAAAGUGUCAUUUCAAAAGGGAAUCUUAAGACUCUCAAAGCCAUGUUUACUCCAAAUUCAGACUCUGGGUCAACAUCUGCACAGCUCCACAAACCUGUCCAAGAAACGCUCAAGAAUAAACACGCAGGGACUGAAGGAUGCAUCGCCGACAACAUGAAUGUCUCAUGUCAAGAAGUAAAGCCAGAUGGUUUAGAUUCAGUAUUUCUGACAGAAUUGGUUCAUCCAGGAGAAGAGGAGUCAAACCUCGAGGAGGCCAUGAAGAGUCUCCACCAGGCCACAAUGGAGGCAAGAAGUCUCCAACAAAGUGUUCAGGAGAAGCAAGAGGACAACCUUCCGUUACCACCGGAUGAUCAGUACCUGACGGAGAUCAUGAGUGAAGGUUAUAUCAGCGAGACAGAGUCCGUAUUAAGCUUUGAGACCGGACAACAAGCAGGAAUGGACGAGAGCUUAAAGGGUAGCGUCCAGUCGGCUCUCGAUUCUCUCGGAAAAUCCAGCUUUAACGUCAAUAAAGGGGAUUUUAAAGCUGCCAUGAUUUACAGAAACUCUGGAAAAUCUCACACGGAGCAGAAAAAGGCAACAGACGUCAAGGCUGUCAAAAUGAGCGCUGAUAUGACUGUCAAAGCAUGCCCGUCUUCCUUUAUGACUGAACAGGUGACUGUAGAGACACAGCAUGCGAGUCAAGGCCAGUCUGCAAAUAAACCAUCGGCAUGCUCACCUCUGAUAAACCAAACACAGCCACCGGAGAGUAAGACACCACUUAGAUCUAAACCGGCCAUUCCACUCAAACCAGACCAUUUAAAGACGAUCCCUUGUGCCAGCAAGACGUCGAAUCACGAAACAAAGUCAGACAAACCUGAACAACGAUGUGAAGAACCUGUAGAACUACACGAUGCCCUGUUCAAGAAAGAAGAACAAUCAGAACCUGCCGGUGUGCCACCGCUAAACGGAAAUAAUCCAGAUAACAAUCCAAGCCAGGGUUUACAUCCUGAAGGACAAGUACUCACAGAGCAAGAAGGUCAAAGAAACCAGAAUGGUGCUGGCCCAGGGUUCCACGCCUCCCUGCAAAACUUCGGGGUGAAAACAGGCCCGGCGAUGCCACCCGUCAAACCCAAAAGACUCAAAAUGGCCACAGAUAGCACAGAACAGCAAAACACGACCAAGCCAGACGAAGGCGAACCCAAGGGACAGCCGGAAAGCACCGUGACGAUGAGGGAGAAAAAAGGCAGACGAGAGAGCGAAGAAGAACGUAGGCAGAGGUUAUCCGUGCACAUGGACGAAAUCAUGAGAGGAAACACCAGCACCGCCAUGGAAAUCAUCGACAAGCUGAGGAAGCAAGACGAGCUCAAAAGCAUUCUGCUGAAAGUCGAGGAGAUUGAAGAAGACACGAGUCAGGAACAUGAAGGUGACAUUAGGAAGAUAUUUGAAAGUGUACCGGAUUGGGUCGCUCCCAAGAACGCAGAGGUGGAAAAGAAAGUAGGGAAGGUGGAAACCAUAAGUGAAUCCGAAGUGCUGUCGUCCAUGCAGGUGGCUUAUGGAGACCUUGAAAGAGCAAGUGCAGCGAUAAAUACUCUAAAAGAACAAACCUUAUCAAGGCUCAUGGAAAUUGAGAAAACCAUCAAGAAAGCCCUUUACUCCGUGUCUACGUUAAAAUCCGAUUCGGACAUCGCAGGGCUGUCCGGUCUGUUCAAGGAGUCCAUGAUGUCCGGACAGUUCUCCCCGGUCUCAGGAAACGUACGCAAAAUCAGCAUCGGCUCAAGCAAAUCUGCAAAACCUCAAACCCCAAGCAACCAAGACGUCCCUCAGAAAAGUGCCACAGAAACACCAGUGCACGCGGAGAGAUCGAAAUCAGAGCUGGGUCCUCCAGCGAUCAAACCCAGAGCGGCAUCUCCUUCCUCGCCCUCGUUUAUUUCCAUCCAGUCGACCGCCAGAAAGAACCCAGAGAAAGCUCAGACCUCGACCUACAACGCUCCCGCCGCCAACGAGAAGCGGCAGGUCAGCACGCUGGAGGUGAAAACGGGCCCCAAGAAAGAGACCGUCAUCGGCACCAAGACCAUCAGGGAGAAGUACGAGGAGACGGACAGCUUCGGAAACACGUUCUACUCCUCCAAAACCUCCACGGUCGUGACCACUCAGGCUGACACCAAAUCAUGUUUCAGGGGACAGCUCGUGGGCAACCCGAACACGCCGGAAGUUGUGUUUCCAAGAAUCAAAACGACUUCCGUUAAUGGAGAUCAAGCAAGUUCAUAAGGAAAACGACAAGGGCUUUAAUUCUGCAACUAAAAAUUCCUUAAUUCUUCAAAACAAAGCAAUAAAACUCGAGCUUUUUAUAAUAAAAUGUAAAUCUGUGCCCUGUCUACCCCUCAGAUAGAAAUACUGUACAUUAUAUAAGUU
This is a messenger RNA of Trichomycterus rosablanca, 4047 nucleotides long. RefSeq names its product xin actin-binding repeat-containing protein 1. Gene Ontology annotation, biological process: actin cytoskeleton organization; actin filament organization. Gene Ontology annotation, cellular component: stress fiber; focal adhesion. Gene Ontology annotation, molecular function: actin filament binding. Lineage: Eukaryota; Metazoa; Chordata; Actinopteri; Siluriformes; Trichomycteridae. The record is from RefSeq and is a predicted model, not a curated record. The transcript has a single exon. Bases 1 to 3903 code for a protein of 1300 amino acids.